GACGGACCUCUUUCGACGGCUCGACCGUCGCGUCGCGUUCGCGACCGUCCACGAGCAGACGCUACACGUCGAACAGCACCAAGAUGCCUACAGCCAAAAAGAGUAAAGAGGACGCGAACAAGGAGGCCUACAGUAUAGACGCCUCGCAGGAGGCCAAGUCCUUCCUGGAGAAAAUCAUGGGCGACGUGAGCAAGUCCUCGGCGACCAAACAGAUCGUUAUCGGCACCACGUCGGGAUGGGUGACCGGAUUCGUUACCAUGAAGAUCGGGAAGGUGGCAGCCUGCGCGGUCGGCGGCGGGAUCAUCAUGCUGCAGAUCGCCGCGCACCAGGGUUACAUAAAGAUCAAUUGGGACAAGAUCGCGAGCAAGGCCGAGAAGAUAACGGACAAGGUGGAGGAGAAAAUUACCGGCGAGGGGCCGAAUUUCAUGGACAAGGUAGGGAAACUGUGGAGGAAGAACUCAUUCAUUGCCACGAGCUUUCUCGGCGGUUUCAUUAUCGGUCUAUCUUGGUGAAGUAGAGAACAUAACUUUGCAAGCUUUGUGCGUGAAUGAACACUUAGUAUGCUGUCACCAUUUCUACUACCGUUUGCGCUUGCAGUCUUCCUGAAUACAAUAAUAUAUAUAUCAAUAUUAUUGAAAUUUCAAUAUCAACAUUAGCCAAUAAAAAUUGAUAUCGAUAUUAGUGUCCAAUGAAGCUUCAUAAUAUCAAUAUCAUUAUAAUUUUUGUAUAUAGUCCCCUCAAUAAAAAUAUAUAAUAAAA
Molecule: messenger RNA, 759 nt
Organism: Vollenhovia emeryi
Lineage: Eukaryota; Metazoa; Arthropoda; Insecta; Hymenoptera; Formicidae
Product: FUN14 domain-containing protein 1
Exons: 4
Coding region: 84-512 (142 amino acids)
Biological process (GO): autophagy of mitochondrion
Cellular component (GO): mitochondrial outer membrane
Source: RefSeq, a predicted model, not a curated record